Molecule: messenger RNA, 2132 nt
Organism: Egretta garzetta (little egret)
Lineage: Eukaryota; Metazoa; Chordata; Aves; Pelecaniformes; Ardeidae
Gene: NLRP3
Product: NLR family pyrin domain containing 3
Exons: 4
Coding region: 80-2062 (660 amino acids)
Cellular component (GO): cytoplasm
Source: RefSeq, a predicted model, not a curated record
CGCAGGACGGGGAUUUCGGGCAGCGCCUGGGCCCCGCUGGCAGGGCCCCACCAUCCCGGCGGUGCGGUGACAUCCUGGGAUGGCAGGGGAAGAGCGUGCGCUGGCCGUUCUCUUACAAGCACUGCAGGGUCUCACACCAAAAGACUUUCAGGAGUUUAAGACAAAGUUAUCGGAGGUUCGCAUGGAAAGAGGAUGGAAUAUCCCCGAGGAUUCGCUGGCGAAGGCCACCCACCCUUGCACGCUUGCCAGCUGCAUGGGCAAGAACUACAGCAAAGAUGCCGCAAUGGACGUAGCAAUUGGCUUGUUUGAAGAGAUGAACAUGAGAGACCUCGCUGAGAAGCUCCUGGAUGAGAAGGUGAAAGAGUACGAGCGGAAAUACAGAGAGCACGUGGCCAGGGAGUUCCUCCGGUACAAAGAAGUGAACGCCCGUCUCGGGGAGAACCUGUGCCUCAGCAGCCGCUACACCGACCUGACCAUCGCCAGGAAGCCUCGGAGCCAGCACGGAGGUGAGCACGGAGCUGCGGGCACCGGCCGCGGGUGCGCCGAUGCCGGCGAUGGACCAGCCACCGUCACGGCGCAGACGCUGUUUAAACCCGACAAAGAUGGGCAAACGCCGCAGGUUGUGGUGCUGGUGGGGGCCCCAGGGAUGGGGAAGACGAUGACGGUCAGGAAGGUGAUGGCAGAGUGGGUGGAAGGGACCUUCUACGCGCAGUUUGACUACGUCUUCUGCCUUGACUGUAGAGACAUUGCCUUUACCAAGAAAGCAAGUGUGGCAGACCUGGUUUCAGCGUGCUGCCCUCACGGGCAAAUGCCAGCUGGGAAGAUCCUGGAUGAGCAGAAGAAGAUCCUGUUCAUUUUUGAUGGCUUUGAGGCCCUGGGAUUUUCCUUGGUUCAGCCCGAAGACGAGCUGAGCUCUGACCCCAGGGAAGUGAAGACACUGCAAACCACCCUGAUGAGCUUGAUGAAGAAUACUGUUCUCCCCAAGUCCUCCUUGCUCAUCACCACGAGGCCGACGGCUCUUCAAAGCCUGGCCCGGUGCCUGGAGGGUGAGUAUUACAUGGAAAUCCUGGGGUUUUCGGCAGCCAUGAGGGAGGAGUAUUUCCACAGGUAUUUUGAGAACGACGGCAAAGCCGAUGCAGCCUUCAGGUUUGCCAGAGGCAAUGAGAUCCUCUACAGCUUGUGCGUCAUCCCUGUCAUGAGCUGGACCAUCUGCACCAUCCUCAAACAGGAGCUUUCCAAGAAGAAAAACCUCGUGGAGUGCUCUAAAGCCACCACGCAGAUGAGCCUGUUUUACCUCUCCUGGUUGAUGCAGUGCAGAGGCAGGGACAACCCGCAGGACCUCCAGCGCUUCCUGCGCAAGCUCUGCCUCUUGGCUGCGGAUGGCAUCUGGAAGCACAAGGUCCUCUUUGAGGAGAAGGAUAUCAAGGCCCAUGGCUUGGAGCAGCCUGAAUUUCUCCCCCUCUUCCUCAACGAGAAGCUCUCAAGGAAAGGUGUAGACUGUGGGAACAUCUACAGCUUCACCCACCUGCACCUCCAGGAGUUUUUUGCCGCGAUGUUUUAUGUUCUGGAGGACGAUGAGGAAGCAGUCAGUGAGUCGAGGGCCCUCGCAAAGGAUGUAACUGUGUUAUUGGAGAGCUACAGCAAAUCCAGGAAAGAUUUGAACUUGAUGGUGCGGUUCGUGUUUGGUCUGGUCAGCCAAAAAUCCAUCGACUAUGCAGACAAAAUGAUCGGGUGCAGAAUUUCACCACGGGCGAGAGAAGAUCUGCUGAGGUGGCUUCAGGGGAGGCACAGAGGCACCUCCCAUCCCAGCCAGGCGCCGAAGGUUUCCCAGUUGGACACUUUCCACUUCUUGUUCGAGAUGAAUGAGCAAAGCUUUGCGCAAAGUGCCUUGGCUGGUUUCACCGACAUAGACUUGCAGGACAUCAAGUUGACCUCGUACGACCAAAUGGCUCUUUCCUUCUGCCUCCGGCAGUGGACUGGGCUGGGCUGCGUCACCCUCCGGGGAUGCUCCUUCGGCCAACGGGAUCCUGGGGAAGAGCCAGCCACCUCGGAGCCCUGGUAAGCGCUGCCCCUCUCUGCUCUGGUGACCCCAAAUCCCAAAGAUGUCUCCUUCCUCACCCCAAAGGAGGCCU